AUGCCACAAAUUGAACAGCAACCUUCUAACAUGCCACAAAUUGAACAGCAACCUUCUAACAUGCCACAAAUUGAACAGCAACCUUCUAACAUACCGCAAAUUGAACAGCAACCUUCUAACAUGCCACAAAUUGAACAGAGACCUUCUAACAUGCCACAAAUUGAACAGCAACCUUCUAACAUAUCACAAAUUGAACAGCAACAUUCUAACAUGCCACAAAUUGAACAGCAACCUUCUAACAUGCCACAAAUUGAACAGCAACCUUCUAACAUAUCACAAAUUGAACAGCAACAUUCUAACAUGCCACAAAUUGAACAGCAACCUUCUAACAUACCGCAAAUUGAACAGCAACCUUCUAACAUGCCACAAAUUGAACAGCAACCUUCUAACAUGCCACAAAUUGAACAGCAACCUUCUAACAUACCACAAAUUGAACAGCAACCUUCUAACAUGCCACAAAUUGAACAGCAACCUUCUAACAUGCCACAAAUUGAACAGCAACCUUCUAACAUAUCACAAAUUGAACAGCAACAUUCUAACAUGCCACAAAUUUAA
This is a messenger RNA of Homarus americanus (American lobster), 555 nucleotides long. RefSeq names its product hydroxysteroid dehydrogenase-like protein 2. NCBI's taxonomy places the organism in Eukaryota, Metazoa, Arthropoda, Malacostraca, Decapoda, Nephropidae. The transcript has a single exon. Bases 1 to 555 code for a protein of 184 amino acids. The record is from RefSeq and is a predicted model, not a curated record.